Rangifer tarandus platyrhynchus (Svalbard reindeer) is the source of this 363-nucleotide messenger RNA. Lineage: Eukaryota; Metazoa; Chordata; Mammalia; Artiodactyla; Cervidae. The record is from the annotation of a GenBank genome assembly.
AUGGCUAUUCCUUGGGACUUGGCAGUGGCCAGUCGGACCGGUGUGGCUGUGCAGCAGGGUAGUUCAGUUCUUAUUACGCAGAGCAACUUGUCGGUGGAGGUUAAUGGUGAAUGCCCUGAGGUGGACACCCAUUAUGUUAUCACUUAUCCACCUCGCUUUGGCCAAAUUCAGCAACAAGGGCCAGGUGGCGAGUGGAAACAAAUCAGUACCGUUUCUCAGCGUUCUGUUGAUCAGAGUCAGAUUCGGUACUGUACUACAUUCAAAGAUUUGCAACUAGAAAAUGUUACGGAUCACUUUAAAUUUAAAGUUGACAUAGAAGGAAAAAGCAGCGAAGAGCUGGUGUUUCCUAUUACGAUACAGUAG